UGACUCCGCGGCUUGAGUUCAAAAUGUAAGUUUGGGGUGGUACGUAAUCGAAGCGCCAGGAAUCGGGUCAGAAGCUGAAUUCUGUUAUCUCUCCCUCUCCCAGGAUAAUCUGAGCUCUUAUCUUCCACCAAUCAAACUCCGCCUCAGUUCGCGAAAUUCUUGCUCGUUCUGAUUAUACUGUCGGCUCUACAGGGGGGAUUAAAGUUAAUGCUUUAGCCAUCACCCGACUAUUGUUCACUCUACUGGUCAGUCAUGGAGGCUCUGGUGUUCGGGGUAGUGCUGCUGGGGGCAGCGUGGAUCGGUUUAUGUGAGGGAAUUCCUUACGAUUUGUUCUACUCCUAUGGUUACCAGUUCGGGGAUACGGUUUUAGAGCGAGGGGAUGAUGUUAGUUCCAAUGAAGUCUCCCUGGAUGUCCCGAUCGUCUACUACGAUCAGCGCUACAACAGUAUUUUUGUCAAUAAUAAUGGGCACUUAUCAUUUGAUUAUGAGGUCCCAGUGUAUCUACCCACACUGCGUCUGGGAUCUAGGUACAAGUUAAUCGCAGCGUUCCUGUCUGACAUUGAUACAUCCGCUGCAGGAAGUGUUUAUUACAGACAAACACAGGAUGAAAACUUACUGGAAAGAGCCUCCUCUGAUGUCAAAGGUCAUUUCCAAGGUUACCAGGAUUUCAAGGCCACAGGCCUCUUCAUUGCUACUUGGGAAGAUGUGGGAUAUUUUCCUGCUAAUAGCACUAAGCUAAACACAUUCCAAAUAGUUCUAGUAUCGGAUGGAUCGGAUACCUUUGCCAUACUUAAUUAUCUGGAUGGAGGCAUUAACUGGAUCACGAGUGAGGGCAAAUUAGGAGAUACAAAUAAGGACCCCCCAGGCCAAGUCGGAUUUGAUGCUGGUGAUGAGAAGAGAGCCUUUAGGAUUGGGAAAUACAGUGGAAAAAGUAACGCUGAUGAAGUAGCUACUGCCUCCAAUGUGAAGGUCCCGGGUCAAUGGAUGUUUAACAUUGGUCGAUUAAAUGGAGGGGACAUCCAGGGGCCGACAUUCAACACGGAGGACAACACCGGAGUGGUGAUCUUUGAGCCCACCCUGGGGGGUGAGACUUGCACUGAGGGAGCCAAGCAGUGCCACCUUAAUGCCAAGUGUGUGGACUACACCGGCGGAUACUGCUGUAAAUGUCUGGAUAAUUACUAUGGCAACGGGAACACUUGUCUGGAGAAUGGAGCACCUCAGAGACUCAAUGGAAAGGUGUAUGGAGAGCUGAAUGGUUACACCAUUGAUAAUCUGGACAUGCAUGUGUACAUCGUGACGAGGGACGGACGGGCCUACACUGCCAUCAGCCGGAUCCCCACCCAGCUGGAGGGAAAUAUGCGGUCCCUGGUCACCAUCGGUGGAAUCAUGGGAUGGAUGUUCGCUCUGCCCCAGCACCCAGACGCCAAGAACGGAUUCAUGCUGACCGGUGGAGUACUGAACCACACAGCUGUGAUGACCUAUCCAUCCGGGGAGCAGGCUCAGAUUACACAGCAGUUCUUUGGACAUGACACCCAAGGUCACAUGAGGCUGGAGACCCAGGUCCAGGGUAGCGUCCCCACAGUGCCCCCUAAUUCCACCAUCACCCUGGGGGACUACACUGAGGAAUACCAGCGGGUCGCACCAGGACAUUGGAAGUCAACCUCCACGAGCCGCUACGUGAUGAACGGGGUCACGCGUCAGUAUCAGCUGGAGCAGACAAUCAUGUUCACCGAGUGUCCCCACAACACAGACCCCCAGACCAGCGUCCUUCGGCUGAUGACCAGCAGGAACUACCUCAGCUUCGAGGAAUCCCAGAACAUUGUCCGCUACAUCAUCACUGGCAAAGUUGGAGUUAGUCAGUCAGGUCUGGAUCCUUGCAUAGAUGGUGCUGCUAGUUGUCACCAGUACGCUGAGUGUAUUCCUAACGGGGACAACUUUGAGUGCCAGUGUCGCACUGGUUUUAUCGGGGACGGCACAGAUUGUCAAGAUGUGAAUGAGUGUACAGACAGCCCCUGUGAUGUGAAUGCGGACUGCUACAAUUUGCCCGGCUCCUUUGAGUGUACCUGUCGAUUUGGUUUCACUGGAAAUGGUCUACAAUGUCAGCGUGAGGUGAGAUUGUGUGGAGACGAUGUUUGUCAUCCAAACGCUCGCUGUGUCUUCAACAGUGAUAUCGGGCGGCCAAUGUGUGAAUGUAACUCUGGUUACUAUGGGGAUGGAAAAAACUGCUCAACUCUAGCGUUUGAGUGUAACGAGGCCCCCGAGGUCUGUCACCAGGAUGCUCAGUGUAUCUACGACUUUCAGGAGCAGCGCUAUAAGUGUGAGUGUGGGGAGGGGUUCAGUGGGGAUGGUCUAGUGUGUCAGGCUUACAAGGACCAGUGCGACCGUUGCCAUGCCAAUGCCACCUGUGUCUUCAACAUCAACACCUUCACUCACACAUGUCAAUGUAACCCAGGGUUCACAGGGGACGGCAGAUACUGCUCUUUCAUUGAUGUCCCAACUGUCUGUCGGCUGUGUAGUGAGAACGCAGAGUGCUUGCUCGAUGUCUCCAGUCAGGAAUUUACGUGUCAGUGCCGCUCAAAUUACCGUGGUGACGGAUUUAAUUGCACUCAGGUGGAUUGCCGUACUGAGCAGAUCUGUGAUCCUAAUGCAGACUGCAUGUAUGACCCAUUCGAAUUACGGGACCUCUGUCUGUGUAGAAAUGGUUUCACAGGGGAUGGACUUACCUGUGAACCUGAGGGUUGUGAGGUCUACAAUGACUGUGAUGUCAACGCCCAGUGUCUACCUGACCCUAGGUAUACCAACAGGUACGCCUGUCGCUGUAACCAAGGAUACCGAGGGGACGGGAAACGGUGUGAACAAGAAGAGAUAUCCUGUAACCAGAUCAACAACUGUUCGCCAUUUGCCGAGUGUCUGUACAGCCUCUCUGUGGACUCCUACAGAUGUCGCUGUCGUCCUGGUUACGAUGGUGACGGAACAUCCUGUAUCCCAAGUGGUGACAAUUGCCAGAGAAACCCUUCUGUCUGUGAUGGAAAUGCAAACUGUGUCUCCAAUGGAGACAUUUACGUCUGUCAGUGCAACUCUGGUUUCCGUGGUGAUGGCAAGAUCUGCUACAGGACGAGUUCUGAGGAUUACCUGAUCCUGUCUCAGGGUAAGACUAUCAGCCGUGUCAACAUCAACCAGGAGGACGGUCCCGGGCAGCUCAUCCUGUCCCAGCCCGAUCAGCUGAUUGUUGGUGUGGACAGUGAUUGCGCUGAUGGUAGCGUAUAUUACACGGAUGUGGUAGAGGGCAGCAUUUACCAUGUGGCUGCCAACGGCUCAAACCUCAACAGGAUAGUAUCAGGGUUGAAGUCUCCCGAGGGUCUUUCCAUUGACUGGGUUUCCCGGAACAUGUACUGGACAGACUCCGAGCUGGACUGUAUAGAGGUCUCCAGGCUGAACGGAACUUCCAGGAAGAGGCUGUUUGAGAGGGAACUAGUCAACCCAAGGGCCAUAGUGGUCAGUCCACAGAGAGGGAGGAUGUACUGGACCGACUGGAAUAGAGGGACCCCCAAAAUCGAGGUGGCAAACAUGGAUGGCACCAACAGGAAGGUUUUUGUAGAGUCGGACCUACGACUUCCUAACGGCCUGACCGUCGACCUGUACUCUAGCCAGGUGUGCUGGGGAGAUGCAGGCACCAGUAAAGUGGAGUGUAUACGAGAGGAUGGAGUGGGGCGUGUUCUUCUGACCGACUCUGCACCUUAUCCCUUUGGUCUCAGUUACCAUGGGAACAACAUUUUCUGGACAGAUUGGUCACAGAAGGCGGUGAUGGAGGUUAGCCGAGGAGGAAGUCCGAGGGCGUCUCUGGAGAUCCCAGUAGGAGGAAAUGGGCGACUGUACGGACUGACUAGUGUGACGGAAUGUCCCAGGAUAAACAAUGCUUGUUCAGUAAACAACGGCGGAUGCCGAUUCCUGUGUCUUCCCACACCAAACGGAGGCAGAACUUGCUCAUGUCCUGAUGAUGUUUCAGAGGAAACGUGUAAUGAGAUAUCAGUCAUUAGAAAGAGAAAGUAAAGAGAAGGAGGAAAUGGUCACAAAAUACUCGCGCCAAAAGCAGCGAUGGACUACGUGUGAUAUGACAUGAACUCGCUGAGUGCCAAACGAACUCGUAUCUGUACAUUAGUUGUCUGAGUGUUGUAGAUGGACUCGAACUAAGAGUUAUUUAGUGAGACUCUGCAUGUGUGUUGUGUAAACAAGAGAUAGUGAGAGAUGACCACAAGUCAGACGUAGCUAGCCAGCCAUCUUCAUAUAGUUAGGGGGAAAACCCAGACGGAACUCUAUUUAGCAUGUCUAUAUUUACUGGUAGUUUUUUUUUUUUUUUUCUAUUUUGGUAAACUUUUUUAUGCUCUUACUUUGUUUAUGUAUUUCAUUGUUUAAAAUUGUUUUCUUUUUUUCAUAUGAUCAUACAUGAAUUCUUAAGAUAUGUUACAUCAAACUUAAAAUUGGCCUUAAAUCAUUUAUUUAAGCCAGCCAAGUUUAGAGCAAUUUGUUGCCUUGAUAUUGAUAUUGGUUAUAUGUACAUAUAACAUAUUGCUUCAUAUGUAUAGAAGGUACAAUAUUGUCCAGAUAAAUGGUAAAUAGCUAACAAGCUUGGAGUUACCAACUAUUGUUUAAUAAUCUCAGACAGCAGUGUCGUGUACACCAUUGUGAUUUGUUUUAGUGUAGAACGUAUAGUUUAUGAUUUGAUGUAUAAGACUGAUCCCUCUUUUCAUACUAGGAUCAUUGAUCCUUCUUUUAAUCCUAGAAUCAGUGACCAGCCUUCUGUCACAUGACCUGCCUAUCCUUCAGUGACCAAUUAUUGAAGUUUUAACAUGAUUUUUUAUUAUCUGAUGACCAAUCAUUAUUUUAAACAAAUUGACCAAUUAUAUUCGUUUUUAACAGAAUCUUUUAUUUCCCUAAUGACCAAUCAUUGAAUUUUUUGCUUAUCUUGAUAACCUAUCGGUCCUUGGCUUCCAUUGGGUACUCUGAUUUUGUAGUUCACUUUGUGCCAGUUUAUUAAUGUUUUUUGUAUGUUCCACUUUUGACCACUGCCAUAAAAUUCAAUAAAGACCUAAUAUUUCUUGAA
Messenger RNA from Magallana angulata, 5101 nucleotides. RefSeq names its product nidogen-1-like. NCBI's taxonomy places the organism in Eukaryota, Metazoa, Mollusca, Bivalvia, Ostreida, Ostreidae. The record is from RefSeq and is a predicted model, not a curated record. Bases 253 to 4050 code for a protein of 1265 amino acids. Gene Ontology annotation, molecular function: calcium ion binding. The transcript is spliced from 25 exons. Gene Ontology annotation, biological process: cell-matrix adhesion.